GGUAUUGCUGUUUUUAUAGUUUUACCAUUGGGAUUAUUAAAAAAUGUUAAUAGCUUAAAUUCAAUAUGUACGGCUGCAGUAAUAUUUUAUGCUUGCUUGGUAUUUAAGAUAUUUAUAGAAGCAUUUGAUAAAAUUUUCUCAUCAGUUUGGCUUUCAGAAUUAUAUUUUUGGAGACCUUCAGGUCUUUUACAAUGUUUACCAAUAUUUUCAAUGUCAUUAUUUUGCCAGACACAAUUAUUUGACAUAUUUGAAUCAAUAUCACAUGAAUCACUUGAUAAAUUGAAUAGUAUAGUUCGUUCUUCUAUGAAUAUGUGUACAUGUGUUUACAUAAGUGUAGGAAUUCUUGGUUACAUAGCUUAUCAUGAUCAAUCAUCACUUAGUGGUAAUAUUCUGACAAGUUUUUCUCAAUGCUUAUCAAGUGAUGUAAUAAAGAUUGGCUUCAUAAUGUCUAUUGCUGUGAGCUUCCCUCUUGUAAUUUUCCCAUGCAGAUCCUCAAUAUAUUCGUUACUUUCUUCCAAGGAAUAUGUACUCGUAUCUGGUGGACGACAACAUAUUGCAGAAACACCAUUCAAGUGCAUCACAUUUUUUAUUGUUACAUUUUCUCUAGUGACUGGUCUACUGAUGCCUAAUAUUGAAGUAGUAUUAGGAUUAAUUGGUUCUACGAUUGGAGUAAUUAUAAACGUUAUGUUUCCAUCAAUGUUUUUAGUACGAGUGGCUAAUAAAAAUCCUAAAGAAAAAUUUUGGGCAAAAUUUAUCAUAUUAGUUGGUGUUUUCAUUAUGGUAAUGGGUACAAUGGCUAAUCUUUUUGCUAUUCAACAAUCGUUAGAGUUGUCAAAAACAAUAGAACAAGAAGUUAUCAGCACAAAACAUAUUGUCUCGGCUAAUAAUGUACACAAUGAGCAUUUACAAAAAAAAAUUGAAGAAAAGCCAUUAAAAAAAAACAAAGUGAAAGCUAAAAAAGAGUCUAAAGAAAUUCCAAAUAUUAAAAUUGAAGCAAAACCUUCGGAAGAAAUUCGUGUAGAACCUCCUAUUCCCGUCGAGCCCGUAGAUGCUGUAAAACCGAUCGUAAAAACUAUUAACAGUAAAAUUGAAACAGCAAACUCGAUAAGUAAAGAUGCUAUUAAAAAAGAAGAAGAAGAGUUGGAAAAACGACCUGAAAUAGAUAUACUUGAAAAAUUAAAAAGUCACGAAAAUGAAGGGAAAAAAAUAUUAGCGGAAUCAAAACAAAUUUUAAACGAAUUAAAAGAAACUCGUUUAAAACUUGAAAAAAAUAACGAUGAACUGAAAUUAAUAAAUAAAUUAAAUACGACAGAAUUAAAACUAAAAAACAUGAAUAUUAUGCUUCAAAAUGAAAACGAUAAAAAAAUUAAAUUAGAGGAGGUAAUUAAAGAUAAGAUUCCAAUUCCUUUAGCACUACAUGAAAAUAACUCUACUAAGAGUAAAAAUACUAAUACAGAAUUAAUCAGAGAAAAACGAUAUACUAAAGUGAUAAAAAAAUCAUUAAACGAUGAAGUCGAAAAUUGCAAAAAAGAAGAGAAAGCUCAAGAAAAAAAACUUAAAUCUCAAGAACAAAAUAAUAAUAUUGAAGAAAUAAAUGUUCAAGAAAUCAAAUUCGAAAAUUAAUUUUUAAUCAUCCAUAAUUUGUAUUUAACUGAUCUCUAAAUCAUUCCGUAUUUUUUAACAUUCAUAUAUAUAGUUGCAAUAUUAUAAUUUAAUUACAAAUAUUUUUGUAAUGUAAUUUAAUUAUAAAGUAUUUAUUGUUUAACAUAUUAUUUAUAAUUAAUUGUAUUAUCGAGGUAAUAUAAAAUGUUCCUAUACAGUUUGAUUAAUCAUUAACUUAAUAACAAAUUAUUAUAUUUUUUAAUUGUAAAUACUUUACGAUUGUGACUAAAAUUUAUUAAUGAAUGAUAUUAAAUAAAAUCACGUUGUUAACUUGAUAAUCCUAGAAUCAAUUUUAAGAUGUAAUGAGGUUUUAAAAAAGAAGGGUGUUAAUGAUAGUGUUUAGAAACUUUUAUGUUUUAAAGAAAUCAUCAAAACUGCAAGUUUCAAAUUAUAAAGUAUGAUUUCUCGUUUCAAAUUCAAUUUUAAAAUUAUUUUAUUAUAAUUUUUUUUUAUUAAAAAAAAAUAUUUAUAAUUCUAGGGUCAUUAGCUA
Messenger RNA from Daktulosphaira vitifoliae (grape phylloxera), 2152 nucleotides. RefSeq names its product putative sodium-coupled neutral amino acid transporter 10. Lineage: Eukaryota; Metazoa; Arthropoda; Insecta; Hemiptera; Phylloxeridae. The transcript is spliced from 7 exons. Gene Ontology annotation, molecular function: amino acid transmembrane transporter activity. Gene Ontology annotation, biological process: amino acid transmembrane transport. The annotation marks the transcript as partial. The record is from RefSeq and is a predicted model, not a curated record.